CACACUUCCGCCAACAACACAACGUUCUUGUUGCAUGGUCCUACUACGGAUUUGGCCAGCUUUUUCAUUUCACACAUGCCGCCCUCUACUGAGAGCCCCAGCAACGGUACAACAGCUCAAGCUCUGCCUGGAAUAUCGCUGUUGCUAUGCAACCUGUCAACAUAAACGAAGUUGGUUAUCCAGGAGAUAAGGAUGUCGUCUGGGUACUCGGCUAAUCAGUAUGAAAAUGCUUUCAAAUCAAAGAAACUUCAGAAUUGGACAGUGCCAAAGGAUUUCAAGGAGAGGCCCUCCGCGGCUGAGGGCCACACCACAUUCAUUGCCAAUGACCGGGGACACCUCUUACCUGGAGUGAAGGUUAAGCAUGGCAGUGCUUGGCCCGCUUUUAGGGGGACGUGGGAGAUGCCUGCUCGUCUUCCUCCUUCCUCUAUCAACCCCACUGCUCGCUCUGAGGAGGGACGACAGCGCCUCAUACACACAUACACACGCACACACACACACUCAGGACCGGAAAAACACACACACUCUGGACCAGACACACACAGGAAGGCAAAAACAAUAACCGGCGCAGAUCGACCAACGGAAGGGAACCAGACUUGUGAUGCCCCAACAUCAGAAAGACCAGCCACUGGCGAGAGACCAGCCACUGGAGAAAGACCAGCCACUGGGGAGAAACCACCCACUGGCGAGAGGCCACCCACUGGCGAGAGGCCACCCACUGGCGAGAGACCACCCACUGGCGAGAGACCACCCACUGGCGAGAGACCACCCACUGGAGAAAGACCACCCACUGGAGAAAGACCAGCCACUGGUGAGAGACCACCCACUGGAGAAAGACCAGCCACUGGGGAGAGACCAACUACUGCAGAGAGACCAACUACUGCAGAGAGAUCAGCUGCUAGAGAGACCACAUUGGCUGGACAGACCUGUCACCAGAAGGAAGAGGGAAACCUCUAGAUCCUCCUUCCUCUCCUCCUUUCAUUGCUCGCUCUCUCAAGCAAUUAGACCUUUUUUUGUUUGCUGAUGUACUGAGAAACGAAUAAAAUAUAAGCACAUUAAAAAUUUGCAAAACCAUUUGUGUUAGAAGCGUUUGUAUUUGCAUAGAUUUUCAUUUAUUUCAAAAAAAACAAAUUUGGUGUAAGGCAGGCAGCUCUUGAAUUUCCCUGAUUAAUGUCCUGAGUGAAUAGCA
Molecule: messenger RNA, 1186 nt
Organism: Esox lucius (northern pike)
Lineage: Eukaryota; Metazoa; Chordata; Actinopteri; Esociformes; Esocidae
Gene: cfap126
Product: cilia and flagella associated protein 126
Exons: 6
Coding region: 193-954 (253 amino acids)
Biological process (GO): cilium organization
Cellular component (GO): ciliary basal body
Source: RefSeq, a predicted model, not a curated record